Bursaphelenchus xylophilus (pine wood nematode) is the source of this 213-nucleotide messenger RNA. NCBI's taxonomy places the organism in Eukaryota, Metazoa, Nematoda, Chromadorea, Rhabditida, Aphelenchoididae. The record is from the annotation of a GenBank genome assembly.
AUGGCCUGGGCUGAGACCGACAGGAUUGGUUGCGCUUUAAAGAACUGCUCGAACGGCAAGGCACAAAAGCUCGAUUACGACGAUUGGACUUUCACUGCGUGCAAUUACAUGCCUCUAGGAAACGUAGCUUCCUACGAUGUCUAUAUUCCUGGCAAGCCUUGUUCAAAAUGCGGCAGCAAGGGGGUGUGCAAGAAUGGACUCUGCGUUGCCUAA